Rhodamnia argentea is the source of this 1844-nucleotide messenger RNA. RefSeq lists its product as uncharacterized. The record is from RefSeq and is a predicted model, not a curated record. Lineage: Eukaryota; Viridiplantae; Streptophyta; Magnoliopsida; Myrtales; Myrtaceae. The transcript is spliced from 8 exons. The coding region runs from base 171 to 1079 and encodes 302 amino acids.
CCGAGGAAGGAAGUGGGGCCGUCGCUGUAAGAGAGUACGUGGCGGUGAGAUGUUAGCUGCUGCUGCGCCAGUUCAGCCUUGGUCGCUCACUCGCUCUUGUGGCUCUGGCAGUGCAGUUAUGGAGUGAGGGAAGAAGAAGGAGGAGGAGGAGAAUGACCCUUCCGUUGUGAAUGCGUCAUCAUCCUCAUCUGCAGAAUCCAAGUGCGUUGAUUGUCGUGAAGAUUGGUGGGUUUUUGUCCAUGAAAGCGAUUUCUUCAUCUUCUUCUUCACCGCCUUCAUCAUCAUCAUCAUCAUCAUCAUGCCAUUCUGCUGGGUUUCUUCAUUCGUCGUGCUCGUACUCGGGCUUGAGCGGCGGUCAUGCCCUUCCUGCGUGCUUCAACCGGAGGAGAAUCGACGGGGACGAGAAGUGCAUCAAGUUCGUCGUGGUUCUGGCGAAGAAGAAGAAGCCCUCCUCCUCCUCUUCUUCUUCUUCUCCCCAGGCUUCUGAACCGACACCUCCGAGAAUUACGUCGAAUGUCAAGGAGAAUUUGCAGUUUCUGAGGCUGUGGAAGGACUUCCAAAAGAGAAACUCUGGCAUCCCUAAGCCUGCCACCAGUUACCGCAGGAAGAAGUUGCCAAAGGAAGACCUCCCGGAUGAUGACAUGGAGCGCUACAGGGAUCCUACCCUUGCCCUCUACCAUACGAAUCAGGGUAUAGAAAAUGCGGUACCUGUCUUGCUCGUGGAUGGUUAUAACGUGUGUGGCUAUUGGGCAAAGCUGAAGAAACAUUUUGUGACUGGAAGGCUAGAUAUUGCUCGGCAGAAGUUGAUUGAUGAACUAGUUUCAUUUAGCAUGCUCCGAGAGGUAAAGGUAGUGGUUGUAUUUGAUGCCAUGAUGUCAGGACUUCCAACAAACAAGGAAAGUUUUGCUGGUGUGGAUAUAAUUUACUCAGGUGAAUCUUGUGCAGAUGCAUGGAUAGAGAAAGAGGUUGUUGCCUUGAAGGAAGAUGGGUGCCCCAGGGUUUGGGUUGUGACUUCGGAUCGCUGUCAGCAGCAAGCAGCGCAUGGAGCAGUAUGUGUUAUUGUUGAGUUAGACUAUUAAAAGAUGUUUCAAGGAGCGCACAACAAUCAGUUGAGCCCUUUGACUAUUAUUAAUUAUUCAGUUAAGCUUUUGAACUUUGUUUUGCCAAAUUAGCCUAAUACUUGUAAUUUUACUCUAUGUUUUUUUAUAAAUGGACAUGUCUCAAUAGCAAAAUAGCCAGUAAUCUAUCUGAACGAAAAUGAUAGACUUCUCGUGAAGCUGAACAACCUAUGUUCAUUGAAGUAUAAAGGGAUAACUUGGACAAAGAAAGUAGAAAAUAGCAUGGUUGUGAGGUUGCAGGAACAAGUAUAAUGAGAAAAUUAAAGUAAUGAUAGGAGUGCUCGAAUAAAAAAAUCAUCAAAUCCUAAAGAAAGUUGAAAGGUAGUAGAUGAUAGGUCAUGGCAAAAAAUCUGUGUAUUGAGCUUAGGUGGUGGUGAUCCAGUUUGGAGGAUAGAGAGAAAAUAGUCAUCUAUUGCAUUUUCAUUUAGUCUUAUACUGAGUUCUCACAAUAUAGUUGUUUCUAUGAUUUUCAGAGAAAUGUCCAUCAAUUGGUUUCUUGCUUCUUCCACCUGACCAUCUUUUUAGAUAACUAAGGGUAUUACGAUAUGUCCGGAAAUGCAGCUGCACAGUGAGCACAAAUCAAUUCAAUUGUACUUUUGGCUUUUGCUGAACUAUAUGUCUAGUCUUUGUAGUUGAAGUUGUAAAUCACGUCAGCGACAUUAUUGAAUUAAAAUCACCAGAAGUUGAGAAGUUGUAGUAUGGGCUUAAUCCAACACGAUAGAAUAA